Molecule: messenger RNA, 762 nt
Organism: Nicotiana tabacum (common tobacco)
Lineage: Eukaryota; Viridiplantae; Streptophyta; Magnoliopsida; Solanales; Solanaceae
Source: RefSeq, a predicted model, not a curated record
AUGGCGUACUUUAGCCAGAGUUUAAGUGGGUCGGCACUGGAGUGGUAUACUCGGCAGGAUCACAAUCGGUGGUACAUUUGGGAUGACCUGGCACAAGCGUUUGCUUGUCACUUUCAAUAUAAUCUCGAAAUUGUCCUGGAUCGACUAUCUUUCAAUAAACUGGAGAAGAGACACAACAAGAGUUUCAGGGAAUACGGUUUCCGGUGGAAAGAACAAGCAGCCAGAGUUGAUCCUCCAAUGAAGGAGAGUGAGAUGGUUGACUAUUUCCUACAGGCUUUGGAACCUACCUAUUUUGGGCAUUUGGUGUCAACAGUAGGUAAAUCUUUCAACGAAGUAGUUAAAAUGGGGAGUAUGGUCGAGGAAGGCCUCAAAUCCAACAAGAUCAUAAGCUACUAUGUGAUCAAGGAAACCAUUCAGGCCAUCAAGGGUGGAGUCGGGGGAACAUUUGGAAAGAAGAAAAAGGAGGAAGUAGCAACAGUUGAGUCGGGAACUUGUUUGUUCCACCGGCUGCGACAACUGGAUAAGUUGAGAUCAAUCGAAGCGAAGUUGCCAAACCCUCUCCCAAAGAAUCUAGAUUAUUCUGUUAGCUGUGAAUACUGUUCUGGUGCACCGGGGCAUGAUACCGAAAAGUGUUGGCAUUUAAAGAAUGCUAUCCAGGAACUUAUUGACUCCCACCGGAUUGAAGUGCAGAUUCCAGAGGCACCCAACAUUAACCAAAACCCACAGUCGGCCCAUCAUGAGACCAACAUGAUUGAGAUCUAG